Lottia gigantea (owl limpet) is the source of this 396-nucleotide messenger RNA. RefSeq lists its product as hypothetical. The record is from RefSeq and is a predicted model, not a curated record. NCBI's taxonomy places the organism in Eukaryota, Metazoa, Mollusca, Gastropoda, Lottiidae. The transcript has a single exon. Gene Ontology annotation, molecular function: protein binding. The annotation marks the transcript as partial.
GGCUCAACAGCUCUCUAUUGGGCAGUUCGUUAUGGUCAUACAGAAACUGUUCAGAUUCUUUUAACACAAGGCAAAGCAAAUCCUCAUCAAACCAGAAAGCUUGGUCUGGUGGCCCCAAUUGUCUUGGCCUCAGCUUUAGGGUACAAUGAUAUUGUUAAGAUUCUCUUGGACAAUGGAGCUCAUGUGAAUCACCUGAUUCGGGGAAAGGAGAUGCCAGUACAUCAUGCAGCAAGAGAAGGUCACGUAGACGUCUUGAAGACGCUGAUCAACAAAGGGGCAGAUUUUGACAAAACUGACGAAAGAGGCGACACUGCACUUCUUCUGGGGGCGAAGUUUGGACAUCCCAAAGUAGUGCAGACUCUAAUUCAAAGUGGUGCCAAUAUGAAGCAAAAGAAU